Messenger RNA from Phasianus colchicus (ring-necked pheasant), 11071 nucleotides. Lineage: Eukaryota; Metazoa; Chordata; Aves; Galliformes; Phasianidae. The record is from RefSeq and is a predicted model, not a curated record.
GAGCUGUUGCUUCAUUAGUGCAUCCAAGAGCAGCUUCCUGUUACUUUAUCUGUUGAAGCAGUUUCUCUUCUCAGAACCAGACCCUGAUUACCCUACUGAUGGUAGAGGAGUAAAACCGCUCUGUGGGAACAUUUGAUUCUAUAGAGUUCUCUUAAUAGCAGAUUUUCUGUAGCAAAAUGGCAAAGAUUUUGGGACAAUGAUAGUCAUUCAAUCAUUGGUAUAAAAGAGAGAGUUGACUAUUGAGAAAUAUACUAAGGACAAAACUAGCAGGUACACUCAGAAGAUGAGACAAAGUUUGGGAGUGCUUCAGACCAUAUUUUCAGGUAAGACAAAUCAUUUUACAUUACAUAGUCAUAAUUAUCAGAGAAGUGCUAAGCAAGGAAGUAUGAUAUGAAAAGGCUCCCCCAAUAUAAGAUCUCAGGUAACUAUAAAGAAAUGUGUUGCAAUCAGUUGCAAAACAGAUCUUUCUGCUUUUAUGUUUUUGCUCAAGAAACUUCAGUGUAUGUUGUAAUAUUCUCCACUUGCUGGCUCUGAGACACACUUCAUUAUAGGUCAUCAAUACAUACCAUAAUGACAUACUUUUUACAUGUCCUCAUAUGAGUAGCAUUGAUAGUCAUUAAAGUUGGGACAUGAAUUACCUGGGAAGUUCGGACGGCCUCCUGGGUUUUGUCCAUAUGAACUGUUGAAGAUAAUGUUUGAAAAGAAAGCCAUGAGGUGCUGUGAACUGUGAACAUGAAGGACAGAAAAGUUGACAAGGUGGGAAAUUUCAUGUGAUCUCAGCUUGCUUUUUUUUUUUUUUUUAAUAUUAUCUUCAGUGUCCCAGCCUGCCAUUAUCCAGUUACUUCUUACAUUUUUCAUUCCUUAAGGCAGGUGGCAGGAGAGAAAACAAGAUCUUGCCUUGAAGAACACAGUUUGUUCAGACAGGUGCAACAUAUUGGCAAGUAUGUUUACCUAUGAUCAGUGAGAUGAGUAGAUGAAAACUGUUAAAAACAGUGGGUAGAUAGUUGAAGCUGGGUUUAUUGGUCUGUAAAUCAGUAUGAACAAGCUGGUAAAGCCACCUGUGGGAGGAGACAAGUCAGGAGCUUGUAAGGAUGUUGAGUCUGUAAUAUAACAAGUCAGUUAACAACAGAGAAAGACUUUCUGGGGGAAGGAAAAGGAAUUCCUAUUUCUCAGUCACAUGACAAAUGUAAACACUGCCUCAUGCACUUACUGCUGAAUUACAUACAUGCUUUUCAAGGGGUGUGUUUCCCUGCAAGGUUUGUCACAGGUUAAAAAAAAAAGAAAAAAAAAAGAAAAAAAGACAAUAAAAAGUGAUUACAAGAAGAGAGGUAUUUUAUCUGUUACUUAUCUAAUCAGUCUGCAGUCAUUUGCUUUGCUUUUGGUGAAAAGUGGGCCAGAAAAACCCUGAGAUCCAAUUUCUAGGCUUGAUUUUUAAUUUGCGAUGCUUAUCUCUGUUGGUAAGCUUAAGAUGCCCUACUUACCAUGUGGUUUUAAUAAAACAGACUGAGUAGCAGAUAUAUUAUGUGUGUCUUGCAUACAGACACUUCAUUUUUUUAAAUAAUCAUCUUGUAAAUAAAGUUUCUCACUUGAACAGAUCGACGAGUCCUCAAGAAUUUUCACUGCUUUCAAGCAUGUGAAUGAUUUUAUGACUAACUGUAAAAAGUUAGCCAACUUGAUCAAAUAAAGCAAUGGCUGUUAAAAUGAAGUUUGUUCUUUCUGGCUAGUUCUCUCAUCAUUCCAUUUUUUUAAAAAAUAUAUAUGUAUAUAUCAGUGAAAAUUUUUCGAUAGAGAAGAGACAUCAUGUAACAACCUCUCAACAGUCACUAAACUAUGUGGAUUUCUCUGACAAACCCGCAAACCUCCACGUGCAUCCACCAGACUCAUAAAGGGCAGAAUGAGUUUACCCAUCAUUUAGGAAAAUUUCUAUACCAUAAACUGUCUUCAGUCUGAGCUGGUUCAUAUGUGAGAACACUGGCAAGCAGUUCUAUCUUGCAACCUACUCAUUCUACAGCCUCUUCAUCUCCUGUGCUGGUAGUCUAGGUUCAUAACAGAGAUGAGUUGCUAGAGGUGAUCUCUGAAGCAGUUAUUAUAUUUAUCAGCAGAGUUAGACCACAGCUUGUCUUUCCAAAUGACAGAGCCAUGAUAUAAUCAGUGAUUGCCAAUUGUCUCAUGUGUAUGGUAGUACCCCCUUUCUUACUGAAAGGUCAGUUCUUAUAAGUGCUUCCAAAAUCUAUGCACCCAACUUUUUCAGUUGCAGUGCUCUAGUUGGGGCUGCCAUUUAACUGGUAUUUUCAUGCCAAAACUAUUGACACCCAUGGUUCUGGUAGUGCAGCUUACCUGCUGGUUUUACAAACUCAUGCAAGGCAAGUACGGUUUCUUAGAGGAAAGAAGUGUAAAUGAAAAUCUGUACUCAGACAGUCUCUGCCUCAUUGGAGUCUUAGGCCUGACAGAUUUUCCUAUGCAUUCAAGAAUCCAAUAGAUUGCCAUAUUUCACAUAAAUAUUCCUAGGACAUGCUAUAACCUUUUCUGGAAUAGCAUGACAAGUUACUGAGGGAUUGCAUACUAGUAAAAAGAUAGUGAAGCGUAAGGAUGCAUCAAGAGUGAUUCAUAAUAUGGGUACAGCUUGACCACUUGUUCUCUUCUGAGCAGAUCCCAACAGCUGUAGGUAUCUGAAUCCCCAUCUUUCUAUCCUUGCCUCACCACUGUUUUAAAGAGGAGUAGCGUAUCAGGGGUAAUAAAUCUUCCAGAACCUUAUUCUUUUAAUUUUUUUCUGUGGUGCACUCUUUGACUUUCUCACAGGAGACACCUGUGACUGCAGGACUCUAUCUAUGUGUUUCAGACAUUCAAUCUGCUUCCGCUGUAUAAAAUUGCAUCUGACUGACCUUGACCUUCUUAGACAUUGGGAUUCUUCCCCUGCAUGUGUCCAGCUAGAGAUUUUUAAAUCUUUUGAUCUCCUACAAAGACAAUUUAUACCUUCUAAAUAAAAAAAAAAAAAAAAAAAAAAAAAAUAAUAAUUCCAUAGAGAAGCCCAAAAACAUUGUAGCAGCUGAUUUUUUUUUUUCCCCCCCAACAGAAAGAUGGAAUCAUACCAACCAGAUCAUGAAAAACUAACAGAUGAGCACCAGUCAGACUACAGGCUUGUUUUUUUAUUGUAUCUGGGCUGGAAUUAGCCCAAAACUACACGUGGUGGACAAUGAACAACACUGUUAAGUGCCAUGAUGAUCACAACCUGGAUAAGUAUUUGUUUCCAUUUGUGUACAGCACUGUGAUGGUGAUCAGUAUUCCCAUCAACUGCAUAUCCCUCUAUGCAUCUUGCAUUCAGGUGAGGAAAAGGAAUGAGUUGGCAGUCUACCUAUUUAGUCUGUCUCUGGCUGACCUUUUGUACUCUGUGAUUCUGCCUCUGUGGAUUGAUUAUGCCUGGAAUGGAGACAACUGGACACUCUCUGCCAGGCUUUGCCAGUUUUCUGCCUUCCUUACAUACAUGAAUUUUUACACCAGUACUGCGUUUCUUGCUUGCAUCUCUCUCGAUAGGUACCUGGCAUUAGUUCACCCCCUGAAGUUCCAGCACUUACGUACAAGAAGAAUUUCACUGAUUGUCAGCAUAAUUGUUUGGCUUCUGGAAGCUACCUUUAAUUCAGUUAUACUGAUGAAUAAAGAAGUAUUUAAUGAUCCUUGCAAUUCUACUAAUCAUAUAUUAUGUUAUGAUAAAUACCCCCUGGAACAGUGGCAGGCACAGCUGAACUUAUUCCGCAUAUGCUCAGGGUACCUGCUUCCUUUGAUAAUCAUUUUGUUUUGCUACCAUAAAAUCUACCAAGCAGUGAGGUGUAAUCAAGCCACAGUAAAUGAAGAAAAGAAAAGAAUCAAGAAACUUAUAUUGAAUAUCACAGUUACUUUCAUUGUUUGUUUCACUCCUUAUCAUGUUGUAUUAUUUAUUCGGAGCAUCAAAGAACCUCAGACCUCUAACCUACAGCUUUUACAGUCAAUGUAUAAAAUCUACAGAAUCACACAAGCCUUUACAAGUUUGAAUUGCAUUGCUGAUCCCAUUCUUUACUGCUUUGUGAGUGAAACUGCACGAACAGACAUUCUGAAUUUGCUCAAGUGUUGCUUGUACCUACAAAAACCUGAAGGAAACCAACCAGAAGAACAUGCUCUGUGCAGGUCUGCUACAAAGAGCAAUGCACUGGUCACCUACAGAUCUUCCUGUGAAACUGAAACUCUGUAAAACAUCUGUGAGAGCACAGUCAAAGAAAAUUGGAUAACGUAAAGGGAAAAAAAGUAAAAAAUAAAUUUCCCUUUUCUGUAAUAUAAGUAAACAACUCCAAAAUACUCUAAUCUAGGUAAAACCAGUAGCUGGAACUAAUAAGAAUAUAUUGCAGGGUCAGUUAAAUCAGUGGUCAUCAUAACAUUUCUUAAAAUCAGGUGUGGUACAUAAAUCAGUGUCAACAAACAGUAAAGGAAAAUGAACAUGAUUUGCUGACAAAAUUACAGAACUUCCUCCUGUCUCAGCUUGCUAGCUAGCCCAUAUGCUCUGUACACUUGUACGUAGCUGCAAAAAGGCUGCAGUCCUUUUAAUCUAGUUUUAACAGAAAUCUUAAAGUUCAUCUCAGAAAGAUUCUUCUGUACGAUUUUUUCUUAAAUCAGUACUGUGAUAGAAAUGAAUGAAAAAUGCACACACACAAAGAAUAUUCAAAUGAUUGACAAAGGACCAGACAAACUGAUAGUGUUAUGAUGAUUCCUGAUUCAGUAAUGACUCAAAUUCUCCUUCAGCAUAACCUCCCCAAUUAAUCACCUCUUAAAACUGUUUACCUCAUGUAGACAGUUACUUACCUGCUCUUAUUCAUUUUAGCUUUUGGGAAAUGUAUGUUCUAAUGUAUAUUAUCAUAUAUGAUUAUGGCAUGCAGUUUCAUUACAAAUACUGAAUUUCAGACAAUUGAAGAUUCAUUAUUUAGAAUACAUAUAAGGAACCAAAUUCAAGCCACAGAUGGAUAACUAAGGUGAAAUUUUACCUCAUAUGUUCAGGGAGGAUAGGAAAGAACUGGAAGGUGACGCUUCAUAUCUCCAUGAAAGAAAAGACCUCUCUUUGGUCUAGCUUGCUGUGACUGAAAUCUGGAGUGCAAUUUUGUUUGUGGAGUCAAAGGAGCAAAAAGGUUUAUAUUCAUUUAUUUACUCUCAGUCAGACAAUUAAAUAAAAAUAAUAAAUCAGUAAGCUAACAAAUAAUACUAACAAGCCAAUAAAGAAUAAGGCAACAAAACAACACAAAUAUUGAAAAGGUUGAAGUUUAGCACAGAUCAAAAUUAGAGCUGUUAAUGCAGGGAUUUGUUUGCAUGGUUCACAGACAGCAAUGGCCGCACAUUCCCAUGAAAAGAUGGUCAAAAUUUGUCUGCUCUCACAAACUUUUCACUUUUGCCAGUUUCCAGGAAGAAUGUUCAGUUGCGGUGGUUUCCCAGUUUCUUAAAGGAUAAAAAAAAUAUUCCACCAAAAAUGUCCCUCUAGCAAAUCUGUAAUGGAAAGAAUUUUGACCAGCAUUUUUCAGCACAGAUCCAGGACUGGCAUUAUACUUGAACAACCAGCAUACUGUGGUCACAGUCAGCAUGGAAAUUCUUAACUAGAUCCCUCUGCACAGAAAAUACCUCCAUUAUAAAGAACCACUUUCAUUCCACUAUUUCUGAUUACAUCUAUUUGUAUUUUUUACUCAUUUCACAUUCUGAGAAGGGAACUUGAGAGGCUGAGGACACUGGGCACAUUCAGCCUGGAGAAAAGAAGACUUUGGGGGUCCUAAUGGCAGUCUUGCUAUACCUGCAAAGAGUGUUGAGAAGAUGGAGCCAAGCUUUUCACAGCAGUACAUAGCAGAAGGACAAGAAAUUGUACGUAACUCAAAGCAAGAAGGAUCAGAGUUGAUAAAGGUAAAAUUCUUUGAACUAUGAGGACUGUCAAGCAGUGGGGCACGUGGCACCAAGAGGUCCUGCACUCUCCAUCCUUGUGGAUUUUCUAGAUUGAACUGGACAAAGCCCUGAGCAACGUCGUCUGGUCUCAUAGCAGACCUUGUUCGGAGCAGGAAAUUGAACUAGAGACUUCCUUAGGUCCCUUCCAAACAGAAUUAUCAUGUGAUGCUAUGAACUUCUAUAAACAUUCGUGUCAUUACUCUGGCUGCUACCUUCCUUUUUAAAUAGUUAUAUUCCUUUUCCUUCUUUGUUUCCAUCAAUCUUUAUACUGGAUUUUGUUUUGACAUGCUUUUUUCUCUAAUUCCAUUUUAUAUAUUAUGAAAGAAAAAGAACGCAAACAUCAGUGCAAAUUGCUUCACCACAGAUGUGUUCCUGUCCCUAUACUAACAUAAGAACAUAAUGUGUUAUGCAAUAGAAUGAAUUUUCACUGCAGCUCUGGAAUAAAAGGAGAACUAAAGUUCACUGUAGUUUCAUGGGGAAAAAAAAUCUCAGUAAUUUAUUUCUGCACGCAAAAAAAGUUGGAAAUUUAAAUUUGUUGGGGUUUAAAAUGUGCAGAUCAGAUCUGGUGAUGGUAACCAGCAUCAGCCAGCAGCCCUGAUAGUGACAAGGCAUUCUGAGAUUGAGAUGAAAAGCCGAGGCAGCAAGCUAAAGUCAGGUUCAGUGAGGUACAAGGCCAGACAGUAUAUUCCUGAGAUGUAGCUCAGCAUAGUAAGUGCUUGAGCUGACAAGUAACUCCUGUUCCAAGGAGGGGGAAUUACCAUCAAGAAUCCUCCAGCUUCUUCUCACAUAACUUCUUCCAGCAGCCUGGCCCAGGUUGCACGGCAGCACCAUGUCAGCACUGGCCUCCUCACAGGCAGCCAAAUCCAAGAAGGCAGGGGAAGAGACCAUAGAAUGUGUGUAUUCAAGGUCCUAACCCUGCUCAAAGAGCUUCACUUCCACAAAAUUUGGCUAUGUAAUUUUAUACCGUAGAAUUUUCCACAACUUUUUAUGAAAACCUUAGCUUGGACCAGCUUUCAUUGUUUCUUAUGAAAGCUUUUUUAAUCGCAUCUGUUCUUACAGUCCCUCCACACCUGACUGAAGAUCAUUUUGAGAUAAAGGAAAUCAAUGGCAAUAGCUGGCCCAUAGGCUGGGCUUCAUGAAGGAACUCAGUUAAAUUAGGGGGUCCACUUCAGGAAAAUAAAGCAUAGGUACCUAAUCUCUUCGGCUGUUAUGAAAUGCUGGCUUUGUCUGUUUACUGUUUGUUAAAAUGAGGAAGCUGAGAUGUGGAGACUGCAAUGCCCCGUACUUCAAUCAUUCCUGUAUUUACUUCAAUACUUUCACAUAGAUAAAGAUUUGCACUCUUUUUCAUUCUCUCUCCAGACUUGUUUGUCCCAGCUGGAUCAAAUUGAGUGUAUGAAAAUAAACAUCUAUAUUUUUUCCAGAAUCACAAUGUUAUAGGAGAAUAGAACAGUGAAAAAUAAAUGUAUUCAUGAAGGCUUCAAUCCAUGUACUAUUAUUACUGAAUAUUUUGUAUAGAACUCCUAGUAGUUCUGCAGUCAAAAAUCAGAUGCAAGUUCACAGAAACUCCUUCAAAAGCAAGGACAUUUCUUACACCAAAGAGUUUAUAAAAAUCCAAAGAUCUAUUUAAUGGCAAGAAGAAAUAAAUGAAUUCAAAUUCCAUUUUUUUUUCCUAACAGACAAGGCCUAAAGUCACUAAUGUAUGACUUUGAGGAGACACUGGUACCUAUCUCUCUUCUCAAGCUAUUCAAUAUGAAUAUGGAUAGUUAAAGGAUUGUGAUGGUAAUUUAAUAACUAGUGUACAAAAUGUCAGUGUUAAACAAUACUGUUUUCAGCACAAUAACAGCAGAGGUGAAUUUAUAUAUCACUAAUUUACUUCAAGUAGAAUCUACCUUCCAGUAGUCCAAAGAUAUAAUGCAACUUCUUAAGUCAGGAGUUUUUCAGAGAAUUGUGCUGACUUUGCUGGUGCAAUUUCAGUCUUCAUUUGAGCUGUGUUUCCUAGAAUCCUAGCCACAAGCUGUCCCACGACAUUCAUGAUGCAGAUCAUUGUUCUUUUUUGAUCCAACAACACAUCUUAACAUCAGUCCUGACUUACACAGCUGUGGACUAACAGGGACUAACAGAUGCUCUCACUUAACUUUUUUCUGAGUCUCUAACACAUCUGACUUCAGAGCAACUGAGAAAGACAAAGAGAAGCUUGAAUUUCAGCUAUAUUCCAGUUCCUGUUUCCACUCACAGAGAAUGACAUUUAAAAAUGAUUCUAACUACUCCAGUGACAAGUUUCUGAGACUGUUACUCUUUUAUGCCAGUAAGGAAAGGAGUACAAUGCCAUAGUUUAGCUACACGCCACUUUUCACGUUGCUUACCAGCAUCAUCAGUGUUGUCAUUAGUCUCGUUCUCCAGUUUCUAACGUGGCAAAGCAGCAUCUCCUUCACUUGCUCCCAGUCUCCACUCAGAAUAGAGAGGAUAAAGGAGUGAGAGUGUUAGAGGGCUUGGUACCAGUGCCCUAAGAAAGGGAACUGAAGUGUGGUUCUGCACAUGUUGGGAGUCUGGAGUGACUGCUGCACCCACUGAAAAUGGACAGGGUUUUCCUCCCAUGAGACAUCAGUCACCUGUAGUUCCAGAGCCCUGUGAAAUGGCAGCCUAAUCCUGCCCAGUUUCACCUGCUGCACUGUACCACAUAUGAAAAGCCAUAGCCUAGUAUUGAUAGAGGGUGGGGAUUAACAGAGAGAGUCCUUGUGCAUCUUCUAAAUGUUUCUACAUUUUUGUACAGCCGCACUACAAUUGCUGUUUUACUGAUAUAAUGCUAGCCUAAAGAAAAAAUAGGUCACCCCCUUUUUUGAUUUUUUUUUUUUUUUAAAUUGACUGAGUAUUUUGUUGACAGAGAAUACAGCUAUCCAGCUUCUUAAGUGGAGUGUGAGACCUUGAAAAAAAAAAAAAAUGAAAAAACCAUCUCUUACAAGCUAUUACUUUAAAUUUAGUAUUUUUAGAAAUAUUAUUGCUUUAGCAACAACUUGGUUAAAGGUUCAAUUUCAGGGACAACAGAUUUUUUUUCUUUUUCUUCUUCUCUAGUGAACACAAAAUCUGUUGCUAGAUGAAAAACUAAGGUGGUGACAGAUUUCAUAGAACUGCAGUCAGAUACUGAACUGGUGUCUGAUAACAUAAUUAUACUUAUGAACAUAACAUUUAGUUUUAUGCCUGUUACAUAUGUCAGUGAACCUCAAGUUUUUACUGUGGAUCUUUAGAUAUCUAGACGUGGUGCACUGUCCUUCAGAUGAGAUACUGAAGAUCAUUCAUCAUAAGCAAUCAGUUGCUGUCUUUUUCCAAGAGCUGCUGGUAAUAUCCUCAAAUAUGCUAUAUUAAAUUUCAGCUGAAGCUUUAUUUUGACCUGUAAAACCAUAACCUUACCUUUUGUUUCUCACAAUUUAAAAGUUUCCUCCCUUUUGACAGCAGAUAUGUUGAAGUAACUAUUUUUCUUGUCCCACAUGAAGAGUGACACCUAGAAACAUUUCAAACUUCUAGCACUUUACCACAGUUAUUUGUCUCUUGAUUUCAGCCCCAAUCCAGAGAUAUAUUAAGCUAUUAGAAGAAAAAAAAAAAAAAACUGAGGGGACGAUUAUCUGCCAUUGCAGAUGUCAAGGCAAGUACUAAAUCCAGAAAGUCGCAGUCUACAGGAGAGGUGCAACCAAUAUGUCCCAAAGCCAUUGGGACACAACUCUUUCUCAGUUUUCCUCUUUUUCCCUUGACACCUCACUGUACCUGCUACUAACCUAGACAGACUGUGCUUCUCAAAGCUCUCGCAUAUGAUAUCUCCAGGGCCUCAGGAAGCAGGCUGACUUACAACCACUCAUCUUUUUGAGAUAGCUUUCACCUUAGCAGACCCAAGAACUUUUUAAUGAGAAGGACAGUUAAAAAACAAAACAACACAACACAACAACAACAAAACACUUAAGACUUGGAAGGCAAGAGAAACUCCAAUUAUUCCAAGUAUCAAUUUAUAAGAUUAAUUUUCAAGAGAGAAUAAACACAUGGUUUCACCUGUAUGCCUUACUCAUCCUAAGGGACUGCAAUGCACUAAAUAACACUCAGCAAAUUAAGGUUUCUACUCCCUCUUAGAAUACACAAAAGGUCAAACUAAAAAUAACUACUGAUACAUUGACAGUAAUCCCAUGAAGGCAGAAAUGAGCCCUCCUUCCUGGCACGCAGUGGGAGCACACACAUGGCCAUCUGAACACUUCAUAACCAACAUACAGAUUCUGUGAAGUAUAACCAACCUAACUAAAUGUUUCAGACCAAGAUGUUGUACAGGAAAACAAUAUUGCUUUUACGCUCACAUUUUUUACAGCAUUAGUGCCAGACGUGUGAAAUACAGCUGGCAAUUUCCUGCUCACCUAUUUUAACAAGAAUAGCACCAAUCUUCCUUACUUGUAUGCAUGGCUGUCAGUGCACAAUGCACUGUCACAGUCCGGUCUACAUAUCACUACAGGAACAUAACAAAACUAGUAAAAUACUGCAGCGUAUAUAUUCUCAAGGAAUCCCUGGUGAGUCAGUGUUUAAAGCUGCAUUGAAAUUUACAGCUGUUGUUAAUUCCCCUGUAACGUUCUGUUUGAGUAACACAUUUCUUCACUAAGUCUAACAUUCACACUUGGAAGACUUAUUACUGAGGAAAGCAAGAAAUAAAUUUAGGUAGUAGCAUUUAGCAGUUUAAAAUUAGCUCCUUUGGAAAAUGAAAAAUUCAGCUCUGAAGUUCUUUAUAUUUUUAUUUCUAUCCCUUCUACAUCAUUAGUAGAUUCAAAAUUUGACUUUAGAUGGGCCUGGCAUAUGCAGCUUUGAAACAUAAAGAAACAGUUAUCACCAUAACUCAAACUCUACCAAGGAAAGUAAAAGGCAAGAAUUUCCGUUAUUUUCAGUCAUGACUUCACCGGAAGUUUUUCAUGUGGUUAUUUAAAAGUUACAACUCUAUGUUACAACUGUGAAUACCUGGAGGUUCUCAUAUUUUCCUUUCUCUCGUGUUUUAUCACUGCAGAAAAAGAAUCUUGAAAUUAUGACUCGUAUAUGCCUAAAUGAAGCAGUGGAGGAAAAGAAUUCUAAGUAAACUACAUUUUAAAUGUCAUUAUUUUUAAUAAAAUCU